GCGACUUGAAGCAGCUCGGGCUGCCGCCGCCUCAGAGUCGCGCGCGGGGCGUGGGGCGGUGCUGAGGAGGAGGACCUGAGGUGUCAGGCUGAGGCGAGAUAGUCUCCGGGACCGUCCUGGGAGGCGCAGCGAGGCGGGAGUCCGCAGCCAGAACAACCCCAGAGCAGAAGCAGCUGCUGCCGCUGCUGCCGUCCGCGGAGCCCAGCCGAGCUGGCCAUGGCGCUGUCAACGCCGCUGAACGGGUUGAAGGAGGAGGACAAAGAGCCCAUCAUCGAGCUUUUCGUCAAGGCUGGCAGUGAUGGUGAAAGCAUAGGAAACUGUCCCUUUUCCCAGAGGCUCUUCAUGAUUCUUUGGCUUAAAGGAGUUGUGUUUAGUGUCACAACUGUUGACCUGAAAAGGAAGCCUGCAGACCUGCAGAACUUGGCUCCGGGGACCCACCCACCAUUUAUAACGUUCAGCAAGGAGGUCAAAACGGAUGUAAAUAAGAUUGAAGAAUUUCUUGAAGAAGUCUUAUGCCCUCCCAAGUACUUAAAGCUUUCACCAAAACACCCAGAAUCAAAUACUGCUGGAAUGGACAUCUUUGCCAAAUUCUCUGCAUAUAUCAAGAAUUCAAGGCCAGAGGCUAAUGAAGCAUUGGAGAGGGGUCUCUUGAAGACACUGCAGAAACUGGAUGAAUAUCUGAAUUCUCCCCUCCCUGAUGAAAUUGAUGAGAAUAGUAUGGAGGACAUUAAGUUUUCCACAUGUAAAUUUCUGGAUGGCAAUGAAAUGACACUAGCUGAUUGCAACCUGCUGCCCAAACUGCACGUUGUCAAGGUGGUGGCCAAAAAAUAUCACAACUUUGAUAUUCCAAAAGGAAUGACGGGCAUCUGGAGAUACUUAACUAAUGCUUAUAGUAGGGAUGAGUUCACCAAUACCUGCCCCAGUGAUAAGGAGGUUGAAAUAGCAUAUAGUGAUGUCGCCAAAAGACUUACCAAAUAAAACAGUACU
Vicugna pacos (alpaca) is the source of this 987-nucleotide messenger RNA. The record is from RefSeq and is a predicted model, not a curated record. Lineage: Eukaryota; Metazoa; Chordata; Mammalia; Artiodactyla; Camelidae.